ACAAAUUCUGUGCUUUCAUCACCAACGGAAAAUAAUAAUAAUAAUUCAUCAGAACUUAUUGAACUCAUAAUUGAAAAUGAAGGCUUUGAAGCAAAUGGAGACAAUAAUAUCAAAAUCACUUCAUUACUUUCAAGUAUUCUUAACAACCAAAAACAAAUCGUUAAAAACUUUAUAGAAAAUGAAGCUGGAGUAACUUCCAAAGAAUUCGAGAUUUUAGCUGCUGCAGUAAUUGCUGGAAAUAAAGAUAUUUUAAAUAUUAUUCUAAAAAGCGAGUUUCUUAUCAAUAUAAAUGAUGCUAGAUUCGCUCCUCUCUUGCAUUUGGCUAUUUUAAAAGACCAAAAAGAGAUGGUAAAAGAUUUGAUAAACAGGGGAAUAAGUGUUGAUGCAAUGAUUUUCAGCGAAUUACAUCUUAAAGAAGGCGAUCAACCAGGAAAGUUAAUACAAUUGGCUGUUAAAAAAGAUAACGCGGAGAUAAUAAGAGAUCUAAUAAUAAAUGGAGUCAAUGAUGGUAUUACCUCCUUCGGUAUUAUAAAUUUAACACCAUUGUGUUUGGCAGUAUAUCUUGGUCAGGAAGAAAUAGCAGAAAUUUUGAUAGCGCAUGGAGCUAACGUUAAUGUUGUAAAUAUUAUGGGUGCUCCACUACACAUAGCUGCAGCAAACGGUUAUGUAAAUAUUGUAGGAAACCUUUUACGCAAUGGUGCAGACAUUAGUAUUAGGGACACUGAUAAUAGCACACCUUUAGAAUUAGCUGUGACAAAUGGUCAUUUACAAGUGGUAAAAAUAAUUCUACAACAUAAAAAAGUGAAUAUGAAUGCUAAAUGCAUUGAUGGGUGGACGAUAUUGCACUAUGCUUCACAGGAAAAUAAUUUGGCAAUGGUAAAAUUUUUAGUAGAUGAAGGAUGUAAUAUCAAUUUAGAAACUGAUGGUGGCUUGAAGCCCAUACAUAUUGCUGCCAGAGAGGGUAAUAAAGAUAUUGUGGAAUUUUUUGUUAGUAAAGGAUUGUGUAUUAAUGAGCCUGAUAAACAGAACCUUACAAUACUACACUAUGCGGUAACGACAGGCCAGUUAGAAGUUAUAAAAUAUUUGAUAGAAAAAGGUGCUGAUGUUAACGCUAAAAAUGAUAAAGGUGUAACUCCUAUGCAUUUGGCUGCCCUUUGUAGUUGUAAAAAAGACGUUAUAGAAAUUUUAUUAAAUAAUUACGCUAUUUACAAUGCUAUAGAUGAACAUUUUAUGCGACCUAUAGACAUGGCAUCUAACAACGACGUUAUACAUUCAUUAACAUUAACUAAAAAAUUAUUUGAAUCUGUAAAAUGUAAUAACAUUUCAGAGGUUGAGAAUAACAUUAGAGCAGGUGCAUGUGUUAAUGCAAAAAAUGCUGAUAAUAUAACAACAUUACAUUAUGCUGCAUGGAAAGGCUAUGACAAAAUUGUACAAAUUUUAUUGCAGAAUAAAGCCAAUCCUAACGCGGUUGGUAAAAAUGGUUAUACACCUAUACAUUAUGCUGCUAAGUUCUCACAUUUACAAGUUGUAAAUGCUCUACUGUCCUAUGGUGCGGUAUAUGAUGCCCUGUCUGACAGUGGCAAAACACCAUUAGACUUUAGUGAAGGAUCUGAAGUAACUAGUUUAUUGAAAUUAAUUAAUGAGUCAUUUCAAACAGUUAAAGAAGGUGAUGUCGGAAUUAUUGAUGAGCUAAAUAAGAUAAAAGAUAUUGAUGUGGUAAAAAUAGUAAUGCGUGCUUGUAAUAGAGAAAACAAGACGCUAAGCGAUGUUGCUUGCGAUGUAAAUUUUCAAAAAUCGAAUAAUUAGAACAAUACUUCGCGAAAGUAUGUUGACGUUGACUAGUAACUUAAACUAGCAUGACUGGAGGCAGGCUAGAGAAAUAAUAUUAUCAACAGUAAUUUACUUUCUUU
This is a messenger RNA of Chrysoperla carnea, 1910 nucleotides long. RefSeq names its product ankyrin-3-like. Lineage: Eukaryota; Metazoa; Arthropoda; Insecta; Neuroptera; Chrysopidae. The coding region runs from base 346 to 1806 and encodes 486 amino acids. Gene Ontology annotation, molecular function: protein binding. The record is from RefSeq and is a predicted model, not a curated record. The transcript has a single exon.